AAGCGUGUGACCAAAAUCGAACUACCACCAUUAAUACCGAGCUGAGAGCCGAGCGCUAGACACCAGCAACAAUCGCCCUAUUCCACUGUAUCUCCUCCCCUCUUUGUUGUUUUAGUCAGCUCCCAGUUCGAGUUCAAGCACAUAUCAACACAAGCUUGCGUGACGUCCUAUUGUUACUCAGUAGCUGGUUCUGAAUCAACUAUUUGCUUAAAUACUCAACUGUUACAAAGAGUUUUUAAAUCAUUAUUAACAAUUAGUAAAAAAAUAAUUGUUAAAAUGCCAGAAAAAAAGAAGAAAAGUGGAUUUUAUUAUUUUAUGUUGGAUUUUAAAAAAGCUGAAGAAAAAAAUGGUAAAACUAUCGACUUGAACCAAAUUCAAGACGAUCGUAAAUGCGAGCAAGAGUGGAAGGCUUUGAGUUUUGCUGAAAAAAAGAGAUACAAUGAGAUGGCAAAAUACAAAAGAGGUGGAGGAAAUUCAGAGGAAAAACUCACAGGAAUUGGAGAAUCAUUGAAAUUAGUGGAAAAGCGAGAACAAGAACGACGCGAUUAUCUCUCCCGAAUGGAAGUACACAUUAAUAAUGUUGUUUCUCAAGCAUAUUCUUUAGGUGAUUUACAGGAAACACCAUUCUAUAUUAUUCACGUUAAUUGGUAUUACACUAAAACAAAUGUCGAAGACAAUUCAGUAGACUACAUUCCGGCCGAAUUCGCUGUAGUGGAAUUCAGAUUGAAUGAAGGAAUUAAACGAAUCUACCAGGAUAUUCUCAAAAUUAAAAUUGAAACGGGAUACACUCGAGAAGCUAUGGAGCACAGCGAUGCGACUCAUAAAAUUGACGUGAAUAACAAUGUUCCAGAAACAAAAUUCGAAGACUUGUACACGAAAUUUCAUGAUUUUUUGACAUCUCAAGACAGGCCUUCUCUAAGCGCAUCUGGACAAAAGCUACCAAUUUUGUACACUACAAGAAGAAUAGAAAAUGUUGUUCGUUGCUUUUUGAACCGGAUGACCGAAGCUGCUGGAGUUCCACACAAUACAUUUAAUCUGUACUCUUUAGAUUAUUUAUUUGGUACUUUGAUGAUGCAUUUAAACGAUAAUUUUCCAAAAGAAAGUAAUCGCGCUAGUUUAGCAGAAGCUGAAUUUGAUAAGGAUGCCUUUAUUUUCACAUCCAAUAUUGAGUGUGCAUACCAUCGUAAUAUUGAAGGAACUAGUGAACAUUGCAGCCAGUCUGUUGUAACUCAGUGGGGCUACGCAAUUUGUGAUUAUUGCUGCUUGAUUUUGAGAAUUAAUAUGAUCAGUGGAAAGCAUCGUCCGUACCGAAUUGAUGAAGAAGUAGCAUCUGGUGUACAUGGAAUGAAGAUUAAAAAAGUUGAAAAAGUCAGUGUGAUCAAAUCUGAAACUGGGGUUUCAGAAGCUUAUCGUCUCAAAGUUUCAGAGCGCAGUAGAAAAGAGGAAGAGCUACGCAAAAAACAAGGAAAAGAUAUACUGUUCAUUGACCACAGUCAAAUUCAAAAACCAAAACCAACAGUUGCUAUUUCUUCAGCUGCUUCAUCUACAUCAUCAUUAUCAUAUAGAUCAACGGAUACGUCACGAUCUCUUCGCCCCCCUUCGACCAUAUCAGAAAUUGUCAAAGGUUCAGCGAGUUCACUUGUACUUGAUAAUUGCAGAGAUUUCCCAGCUCUCGACGAAUCUCGAAAAUCACGUCAAUUUAAAAAACUAUAAAGUAACUCAAUUAAGAAAGUGUUUACCGUUAGCGUUCAAUUUUCAGUUCAUUUCUUUGAACUUUUAUAUUUUUUGUUUAUUUCAAAUAGUUAUUUACUUUUUUAAUCAUGAGAAAUAUCAUUAACAAAAA
Molecule: messenger RNA, 1843 nt
Organism: Cotesia glomerata
Lineage: Eukaryota; Metazoa; Arthropoda; Insecta; Hymenoptera; Braconidae
Product: protein maelstrom 2-like
Exons: 7
Coding region: 277-1713 (478 amino acids)
Biological process (GO): spermatogenesis; regulation of miRNA-mediated gene silencing; negative regulation of DNA-templated transcription
Cellular component (GO): nucleus; P granule
Molecular function (GO): sequence-specific DNA binding
Source: RefSeq, a predicted model, not a curated record